GAAAAGUUUCAAUUUGAAGAUUUUCUUGUAGUUAAAACCCUAAUUUCGAUCUAUAGUAGGGUUGCGUCGUUCAAUUCGGAAUUCACUGGGAGGUUGAGUACUGCUGGAAUUGGCGAGGUCUUUUCUGCCGUGAGAAUUCAAUUGAUGAGUGAUUGAGAAUGUCGACGGUGUAUGUGUUGGAACCGCCGACGAAAGGGAAAGUGAUAUUGACGACGACGUACGGGCCGUUGGAUAUCGAGCUUUGGCCGAAGGAGGCGCCCAAGGCUGUUCGGAACUUUGUGCAGCUGUGCCUUGAGGGCUACUACGAUGACACGGUUUUCCACCGUGUUAUAAAAUCCUUUCUCGUUCAAGGCGGGGAUCCUACUGGCACCGGAGAAGGCGGUGAGAGUAUAUAUGGUGGUGUUUUCCCUGAUGAAUUUCAUUCUCGCCUCAGAUUUAAGCACAGGGGUUUGGUUGCAUGUGCUGGUGCUUCUGGCCCUAAUUCGAAUGGCAGCCAGUUCUUUAUUACCCUCGAUCGAUGUGAUUGGCUGGAUAAGAAGCAUACUAUAUUUGGAAAAGUAACUGGAGAUUCAAUAUACAAUCUAUUACAUUUGGGUGAAGUAGAGACCGAUCAAAAUGACAGGCCUGUGGACCCACUUCCGAAAAUUGUUUCAGUUGAGGUGUUAUGGAAUCCAUUUGAUGACAUCGUGCCAAGGAAAAUCCGUGUGCAAGCUUUGCCAUCAUCAGAAAAGAAAGAAACAAAGCAGAAGGUCACCAAAAAGUUGAACUUACUAUCAUUUGGGGAAGAAGCUGAGGAAGAGGAGAUUGAACUUGCAGCUGUUAAUGCUAAGAUAAAAAGCAGUCAUGAUGUUUUAAAUGAUCCUCGCCUCCUGAAGGAGAACACUGAAAAUGAUUUGAAUUCUGAGGAAAAGCAAAAACCAAAUGAUUCACAUUUGAUUGUAAGAGAAGCUCUAAGUUCAAAGAAAGAGCAAAGAAAGGAAUUGGCAUCUGAGGAUGCUGAAGCUUUUGAUGAUAGCGACGAAGAUGAGGCUGGGUUUGAUGCUCGAAUGCGCCAACAAAUACUAAGAAGAAGGAAGGAUCUUGGAGACUUGCCUGCUAAGAAAGAGUCAAGCAAGGGUUCAGGAUCAAGGAAUCCCGCAGCUUCUCCACCCAGAUCUAAAGUUGCCAGCGAUGACGAAAAGCCAAAAGUAGACAAAUUAUUUCUGAAGAAAAAGGGUAUAGGCUCCGAAGCCCGAGCUGAACGCAUGGCUAAUGCAGACUCCGAUUUACAGUUGCUAAAUGAAGCAGAACGAGAACGACAGCUGCGGAAACAAAAGAAACAUAGGCGCCAGGGGCAUGAAGACGAGAUCCUCGCAAAACUCGAGAGGUUCAAAUCAACUUUCUCCACAAAGUCUGGCGCAACUAGCAGUGAAAGUGCCAAGAACGAUGCUGAUUCAUCAGAUUGGAUGACGGUUCAGCUAAAGUUUGCUCCCGAGCCUGGCAAGAAUAAUAUGUCCCGGAGUGAGGACCCAAAUGAUUACGUCGUCCACGAUCCCCUCCUGGAGAAAGGGAAAGAUAAAUUCAAUAAAAUGCAGGCGAAGGAAAAGCGAAGGCAGCGAGAAUGGGCCGGGAAGUCGCUUACUUAAAGAAAUGAAGAGUUUGGUAAUGAAAGACACAGUCACUUUUGACGGGCUGACUCUACACUGCGACAGCUGCAGCAGCAAAAGUCUGUAUCGAAGAUGGAACUACUCUUCCCGGAUUGCAGGUACGUCGACAAAGAAUGGUUAUUUCGACUAAUCUUGGUGAGAUCUAUUAUAGUGUCUCCUUCUUUGCUGUGUCAUUUGUCGAUACAUAUUGUGCGAUCGAGGUUAUCCGAGGGAGCAAUGUAAGUUUAAAUUGUGUACAAGAUGGAUGCCAUUUGAUUGCUCUUGUGAUGGAUUUCGUUGUUGUGUAAAGCACUUGUGUUGAUGUUCUUGCAGCGGGUAAGAUAAGAAUAUGUUCUUUGGCAAUUUAAUUUUAUUUCGAACUUUUUU
Molecule: messenger RNA, 2012 nt
Organism: Andrographis paniculata
Lineage: Eukaryota; Viridiplantae; Streptophyta; Magnoliopsida; Lamiales; Acanthaceae
Product: peptidyl-prolyl cis-trans isomerase CYP57
Exons: 10
Coding region: 159-1625 (488 amino acids)
Biological process (GO): protein folding; protein peptidyl-prolyl isomerization
Cellular component (GO): catalytic step 2 spliceosome
Molecular function (GO): peptidyl-prolyl cis-trans isomerase activity
Source: RefSeq, a predicted model, not a curated record